This is a messenger RNA of Rhodotorula graminis WP1, 2252 nucleotides long. RefSeq lists its product as uncharacterized. Gene Ontology annotation, cellular component: endoplasmic reticulum membrane. The record is from RefSeq and is a predicted model, not a curated record. Gene Ontology annotation, biological process: phospholipid biosynthetic process. The transcript is spliced from 11 exons. The coding region runs from base 1 to 2196 and encodes 731 amino acids. Gene Ontology annotation, molecular function: glycerol-3-phosphate O-acyltransferase activity; glycerone-phosphate O-acyltransferase activity. Lineage: Eukaryota; Fungi; Basidiomycota; Microbotryomycetes; Sporidiobolales; Sporidiobolaceae.
AUGACGGGCCGCGACCAGCCGCACGAUGCGCCCGCACGCUUCGAGGACAAUCUCGACGGUCCCGCGCGCCCCAACGGGUCGGCUAAGCGCACCUCGACCUCGUCGUCGUCCUCGCCGCAGCUCGCGGGCUCGUCGGCGCCGCUCGCCUACGUCCUCAUCCGGUGGCUGUUCCGCUUUGUCCUGCGCGUCUUCUACAGCAGCGUCGUCGUCGAGGGCGCCGAGCACAUCCCGCGAGAUGGUGUACCUUGCAUGAUCACGGCCAACCACAGCAACUCGCUCACCGACGCGCUCCUGCUCGUCACGACCGUGCCGCCGUCUCGUCGGUCGCUUCUGCGCCUCACGGCAAAGGACACGCAGUUCGGUCGAGGGACGUUCACGUCGUGGCUCAUCGAGAGCGCCGGCACGCUCCCGAUCAAGCGGCCCAAGGACCACGCCGGGCAGCCCGUCGACAACGGCACCGUGUUCGAGACGCUCAUCGGCGCCCUCGAGCACGGCGACGCCAUCGUCCUCUUCCCCGAGGGCAUGUCGCGCUACUACCCCGAGAUCGCGCCCCUCAAGCAGGGCGUGAGCCGCAUCGUCAGCGACACGCUGUCGCGCCAGAAGGACAACCCGGCGUUCGAGCUCGCAGUCCAGACGGCCUCGAUCACGUACCUCCACCGCAACCUCUUCCGCUCAGACGUCCUCGUCACGUUCCACCCGCCCAUCUUUGUCUCGGCCCGCACCCACCCGGACCUCAUCGCCUCGCCCUCCCUCACGACCACCACCACCACCACCUCCUCCUCCUCCUCCUCGACGCCCGGGGCGCGCGACCCGUCCGCUCCCCCGCCCACAGCAGCGCCCGACGCACACGAGCGCGCGAUCCGCUCCCUGACGGCCUCGAUCGGGGCCUCGAUCCGGUCGGGCAUCCUCGACGCCCCCUCGUGGUCCGUCAUCCGCAUCGCCAACACGGCCCGCCGGCUGUACGCGCCCCUUGGGACGAGCCUCACGCUCGGUGACCACGUGCGCCUCACGCAGCGGUUCGUAGACGCGCUCGCGGGCAAGAAGGCCGACAGGACGUGGGACGAGGCGGUUGGGGCUGCUGCGGACGAGGGCGGCGAGGGCGAGGGACAGGGCGAGAGGGGCGAGCGGUGGCACCGGGUCGAGGUGCAGGGGCGGGGGCGGGAGCGGGAGCGCGCCGGCGGCGACGACGACCAGGCGGCGCCGGCGACGGCGCCGCUCAGGGUCAAGAGCCGGCCGGGCCUCACCAAGCGCGACACGGGCGUCGUGUGGCAGACGCCGAUGCGCGACACGGCGGGCGGCGCGGGCGGUGACUACUUUGCGCUCGCGCGAGAGCAGAACGGCGGCAAUGGCGGUGGGAACGGCGACGCGGCGCUCAAGACGGACGACGACGACGACGAGCGUCGGGACGAGCUCGUGCGCCUCAGGAGGGACCUCAAGACAUACCAGGACCUCCUUUACCUGCACGGCAUCAAGGACGACCGAGUGCGCAACACGCGCCUCCUGCACCGCCGCAUCGUCCUCAAGCGCCUCGUCGUGCGCAUCGCCGGCUCGGUCCUCCUCUUCCUCGUGUCGAUCCCGGGCCUCGUCCUGUGGGUACCCGUGUUCCUCUCGACGAGAAAGAGCAGCGGGAGGCUCGUCCGCAAGGGCCCCGUCUUUGACACCUACGACGAGGUCGCACAGACCAAGCUCGUCACGGGCCUCAUCUCGGGCCUCGCCGUCCUCGCCGUCGCGUCCCUCGUCACCUUCCCUCUCCUCCCCCUGUUGAACGUCCCCGUCCUCCUCGCCUUCAUGUGGCUCACGCUCCGGUUCCUCGAGGACCUGACGUCGUCGCUGCGGGCCGCGCUCGCGCUCGCGCGGCUCCUCUUUGUCGGCAAGCGCCAGCUCCUCCUCCUGCGCGAGAUGCGCGACGACCUGCGACAGCGCGUCGAGCGCCUCGCGGUCGAACGCGCGGGCCUCCCGAGGGACGCAGACGUGUUUGUCCAGGAGAGGGACAGGAGGUGGAAGAGGGUUGGGCUCGCGGCCCUGCCCGGCAGCUCGUUCCUUGACCGGUUCGCGUUCGACGUUGGGUUCUUCGACGUCAGGAGAAGGCGUAAGAAGGACUGGAACGAGGCGCUCAAACUGUGGGACCAGACCGAGUACGUCGACGACGAGGUCCUGCCGCCGGGCGUCGAGAAGCGCCGCGACUUGGCCGUGUAGCGCAGAAGUCGGAUCUGGAGAGAGAGAGCAAUAUCGACAGCGAGCCCUUAUCCCCG